This is a messenger RNA of Mizuhopecten yessoensis (Yesso scallop), 4139 nucleotides long. Its product is annotated as heat shock 70 kDa protein 12A-like. NCBI's taxonomy places the organism in Eukaryota, Metazoa, Mollusca, Bivalvia, Pectinida, Pectinidae. The transcript has 11 exons. Bases 368 to 2476 code for a protein of 702 amino acids. Gene Ontology annotation, molecular function: ATP-dependent protein folding chaperone; ATP binding. The record is from RefSeq and is a predicted model, not a curated record.
ACACUUCAGAGACAGAGGGCGCUUACAACUUAGAAUUUAUAACGUCCUUAUCGGUCUAGUCCGUCACGUGACUAUCAUAUUUUUUGGACUGGGAUUCUAUCUGGAGCUGUUGGAAUUUAGACAAACGAUAGACAUGUCAACGUUGAUAGGGUUAUAAACGCAACUGUACAUAUAUACAGCAGUAGGCCUACAUAUCAAUUACAUAUCUUCAUAGCCGAACGACAUGCGAACUUCCGGGUCCAGCCUAAUCGAAUCUUUCGAAGAAAUUGCAGUCGAGGUUGAGUUACUAUAAUCAGAGACGUAAAAUACGUCUCUGAUCCAAUGAAAUUCAAAACAUAGAUAUUUGGGAAUCGGCCGAGUGAGAACCAUGGGGAAUCAGUCAGCAAAGACAGAAGAUGGUAAACCAAGUCCUGUGAAAUCAACUCCUUCAACUGCAGCCAGCAAACCUGCCAGCAAGGAUCAUAAAUCAAAGAGGAAGACAGGUAAUGUUAAGUCCAGUUCUGGGGAAUCGAAGACAUCUCCAGCAUUGACAGGGGCCUCCAAACCUCUGUCUACAAAGGGGAAUGUCAUACCAAAUACAAGGACAGUGUCUCCACCAUCAUCGUCCGUUGGAAAGAAGGAACUACUCAGAAAAGAUGAUUCAUCAACACCAUCCUUUGAAGGGACAUCUUCCAGCACAACAAAGCCCUCCCUUGAACAGAACAAAAAAUCAUUUUUUGGUAAAAAGACCAUCAAGCAGUCCAGCUUGAUAGUGGCAGCCAUUGAUUUUGGAACUACAUUCUCUGGAUUUGCUCAUUGUACAAGAGAAGGGUAUAAGAAUUCAGGAGAUCCUAAAAUCCACCUGCAUUCCUGGGCUGCAAAAACUACCAUGACUGCAAAAGCACCUACAUGUGUCCUUCUUGAUUCAGACCAAAAGUUCAAAAGUUUUGGGUAUGAUGCCAACUCGGAAUUCCAAGAUGGAGAGGACAUAGAUGACUGUUAUUUCUUCAAGCACUUUAAAAUGAAGCUGUAUGAAUCCAAGGAUGAACUUACGAGGGACACCAUGUUGGAGUCGGAAAAUGGGAAGAAACUGCCAGCUAUCAGUGUGUUUUCUGCUAUCAUAGAGUUCUUCAAGAACAUGUUAUUAAAAGACUUGGAAGCUAAGGAUACACAUUCUGGUUUCUAUGGGUCCGACAUCCACUGGGUACUGACAGUACCAGCGAUCUGGAACCUGAAGGCCAAGCAGUUUAUGAGGGAGGCAGCACACAAGGCUGGGAUAGAAGAUGGUCAGUUGACUUUGGCCCUGGAGCCUGAGGCAGCAUCCCUGUACUGUAGGAAGGUGCCCAGCAGUGUUGUAAGGGCCGACGAUGGACCUUCUAUAGCCAACUUCCAAGCCGGUGCCAAAUAUCUCAUAAUGGACCUUGGAGGUGGGACAAUUGACAUAACAGCCCAUGAGGUACUGAAUGAUGGUCAUCUGAAGGAGAUAAACGAACCAACAGGGGGCUACUGGGGGGGCCUAAGAGUCAACGAAAGUUUUGUACGCUUCCUACAACGCAUUUGUGGCCAAGAUGUCUUACAUGAAAUGGAGAAAAUGUAUCCGGUAGAAUGGCAAGAAAUUAAAGAUGAGUUUGAAAGAAAGAAAUGUGCUUAUGACCCAAAUGGAGUCCUGGGAAAGAUCACCAUUCGUAUCCCGUUAUAUCUUGCAGAAGAAUACAAAAAAAUCACAGAGUGCACAUUGGAGGAAUCUAUUAGUGAGUCACCGUUCAAGGACACGGUAGAAAUUAAAGGAGACAAACUUAGAAUCGACAAACAUGUCUUUGAAUCAUUUUUUGAGGAAUCUACAAGAAAGGUUGUAAGCAAAGUGGAGAAAUUGUUAAUUGAAAACACCCAAUUACAUGAUUUGGGGACAAUUCUUGUUGUUGGCGGCUACGCUGAGGAUCCAUCGAUGCAGAAAGCUAUUAAAGAUAAAUUUGCACAAAAAUACAAAAUUGUGAUUCCAGCUGACCCUCGUAUAGCAAUCCUGAAAGGUGCUGUUAUGUACGGGUUUGAGCUGGAUGCAGUCCGGUCCCGUUUGUGUAAAUAUACGUAUGGCAUAGGUCAUCAGAGGAAAUUCAUCGAAGGAGUUGAUGAUUCUAAGAAAAUGAGAAAGUAUGGCAGACACUCUUAUGUGGAUGAUGCAUUUGACAUACAUGUCAGAAAAGGUGAUUUGGUCAAGUACGGGGAUUUCCAGGAUGGUAAAGACUAUCACCCAUUAAACGAUGAUCAGACACAGGCGUGGUUUGACUUCUAUGCCUCUGACAGUACUGAUCCUUCAUAUGUGUACGAGAACUCAUGUGCCUGCCUGGGAUUUGUCGGUGUGGAUUUGUCACCUAGAGAGCGUGGAGUGGAUGCCACAAUCACGCUCAAAAUAAGCGUCAGUGGCACAGACAUAGAGGUGCAAGCCACAGAAAAAAGGACGGGAAACACCACAACGGCCUACUGCAACUUCCUUGGUUAGAUGUAUGGUCAGAUGACCCUUAAGAACAUUCAGUCAAUAGUUAAAGUUGAAGGGUUCAGCAACACCCACAGAACGUAUGCAGUGUAUAUAGUAACAAGGUUAAUGUGACCUCAUCACCUCAAGGUCAAAUAUACCGGUAGACUGGCUACCAGCCUGUAAGUUUUUAUGAAGAAUUUCUCAAUUGCAUUUUAAUACUAGCCUAUCUCCCCCUCGUUUAAAACUUAGAGUCAGACAUCCAACUGAUAAAAAAUAUUAGAGUUAAUUGUUUUAUGUAAAUAAUUCAAUAUUCUACCAUGUAUCCUGGUUCAUGUCAUACUUGUCCUCACAUGAGCAACUUGUAUCUAUCAAAAAUGUUUUCUCAAAACCACGAAGAGGUGUUCCACAAGGUAGUAUUCUGGGACCACUUUUAUUUUUAUGCUAUGUAAAUGACAUGGAACUGAGCAUCAGUACCGACUGUAAAUUAUUAUUGUAUGCAGACGGCAGCGCUAUUUUGUUUUCUAAUAAAGAUCCUGAGGAAAUCAAAUAGAAAUUAUCCAGAGAAAUAUCCAACUGUAAUAUAUGGCUGGUAAACAACAAAUUAUCCUUACAUCUUGGCAAGACGGAAUGUAUAUUGUACACUAAAAAAAGUUGACAACUUCGAAAUAGAUGUAAAUGGCCAAACAAUAAAAGCUUCAGAAAAAGUGUGCUACCUUGGCGUUGAUAUUGAUAAAUUUUUGACAGGAGACUUCAUUGCUGAGAACAUAAUAAUUAUAAAGAAAGUAAAUUCUCGUCUACAUUUUUUGUACAGACAAUGUAAAAAUCUUCCUCUGGACAUAAGAAUGACGCUUUGUAAUUCACUAGUGCUAUGUAAUUUUGACUACUGCUGCUCAGCCUGGUAUUAUGGUUUAAAUCAAAGGUUGAAAAACCAGUUGCAAGUAGCACAGAACAGAUGUGUACGUUUUAUUUGUGAUUUUGGGCCAAGGACGAGAAUAGAUGGUAAAUUCUUAACAAAUAUGAAUCUUUUGAAUGUUGAAAACCGAGCAAAGCAAUUGGGCUUAAACCAUAUGUUCAAUGUAUUUCACGAAACUUAUCCAAGUUAUAUUACAGAAAAAUUUACGAGGGUUAAUGAACGCCAUGGAUACGCAACGAGAAAAUUAUCUUUAAACUUUACAGUGCCAUGUGCAAAAGGUCAGAUGUCAAAGACUUUCUUUUACAACGGGAUUCAGAUUUGGAACAUUUUAUCUUCUUAUAUACGGUCCAUAGUAAACAAAAUAAAUUUUAAGAAGAGAGUGAAAAUAUUUUUACAGCAGAGUUCUUGAUAUUUUAUGACUAGUUAUGUGUAACACAUAAUGCGUUUUUAUGCAACAGAGACCGUUAGUGUUUUAUACUUAUAUGAAUACUACCAUAUGUGACACAGAACAUAGGGUGGUGAUGUUAAUUUUGUACUCAAUAUAUUACACUGUGAUAAAUAUAUGUAUGUAUUGACUUCUAAUUGUAUUUGUAAAAUGAUCGUAUUUAUGUUAUAUUUUAGGUAGAACAGUGGAAAUAAGUCUGUGACUUUACUGUGUUAUCCCUAUAAAACAUGUAUUGUAUUGUCCAUGUGAUGUACGUUUAUGUAUUGAUGCAAUGGUUUACCAAAUAAAUCAAUCUAUCUAUCUAUCUAUCUAGAGACGGGGGGGGGGGG